AUGAUCUUCUUCUCGUUCCGCUAUGUCCCUUCAGCGGCGCGCAGACUUUACACAACCGCAUCAAGCGCAAGCUCGGUCAUAACACCCACACAUUCUAUAUACCUCAGCACGUCAACCAAUCCAUAUUUCAAUCUCUCGUUCGAAGACUGGUUAUUCAGACAUGCGCCUCAGAAGGAGCCAUUACUCCUGCUGUAUAGAGAUGCACCGUGUGUCGUCAUAGGACGCAACCAAAAUCCAUGGAAGGAGGUCAAUCUCCGUGCAGCCCGUGCGCAGGGCAUUCCGUGGGUACGUAGGCGCAGCGGCGGCGGGACAGUGUACCAUGACCUUGGGAAUACGAACUUCUCCAUCCACGUCCCACGCACAACUUUUGACCGCGGCGCUACUGCACAGGUCGUUCUCCGGGCCGUGCGCGCGCUCGGCAUCGAUGCAGGUGUGAAUGAGCGGAACGAUAUUUGUGUGGGAGGUGAGAAGGCGUCGGGCUCGGCGUACAAAAUCGUGAGCGGGCGUGCAUACCACCACGGGACGAUGUUGAUUACCACGAGACUUGAGACGCUAGGAGAUUUGUUGAGGGUGGAUAAGGUUCGUUUUUUAUGUCCUAACGAUAUUGGAAUUUCUCUGUUUUCAGACACAAUGAUUACGAAGGGUGUCGCGUCUGUGCGUUCGCCAGUGUGCAACCUCGCUCAAUUCAGUAAAAAAGUUAGCCACGAGAUGUUCGUGAAUGCUGUCGUGGACUCGUUCAAAGCCGAAUAUGGCGUUCACGACGAGCCAUGCAUCGUCAACGAUACUGACGAUCUCGCGAAAAUAGGAUAUAUCCAACGCGGGAUGGCAGAGCUACCUAGCUGGGACUGGGCUUUUGGCCAAACUCCCGAAUUCGAGUACACGAUCAAGAAGCCGUUCGUGUGGGGCGAUGUUACAGCACACAUCCACGCUCGACACGGGGUGAUUCUCUCCUGCACGCUGCAAGGGUUGGACUCUGAGCUUGGAAAGGCUCUCGAGGGCAAACGAUAUGGGUUUGUUGAAGAUGAAGAGCUGGGUGUAGAUCUGAGUGGAAGGCGAGAGGUUGUGUGGGCAUGGCUGAAAGAGGAGAUGAAAUCCUAUGAUUGA
Suillus discolor is the source of this 1104-nucleotide messenger RNA. RefSeq lists its product as uncharacterized. Gene Ontology annotation, molecular function: lipoyltransferase activity. The transcript is spliced from 7 exons. Gene Ontology annotation, cellular component: mitochondrion; cytoplasm. Gene Ontology annotation, biological process: protein lipoylation. Lineage: Eukaryota; Fungi; Basidiomycota; Agaricomycetes; Boletales; Suillaceae. Bases 1 to 1104 code for a protein of 367 amino acids. The record is from RefSeq and is a predicted model, not a curated record.